Messenger RNA from Prorocentrum cordatum, 261 nucleotides. NCBI's taxonomy places the organism in Eukaryota, Dinophyceae, Prorocentrales, Prorocentraceae. The record is from the annotation of a GenBank genome assembly.
AUGUCCCCCGUCGGCGGCGCGCUGUGGGCGGCGGAGUGCACUCUGGUGCCUCUGCGGGAGCGGGUCUCGGAGUCGUCGUCUGAGUGGAUUCGCGAGGCAAUCCCCGUGCAGCAGGACCGCCUGCGCGAGGCCCUCCUGCCCGCGGGCGAGCCCGGCGCCGGCAAGGCGUCCGGCCAGGGCCUGGAUCUUGCCCACAGCGUCUUCCACCCGCGCCACCCCGGCUACGACCACUUCGUCCGGCUGCUCCCGGGGGCGUGCCAG